GCCAAAUACACUUCCGGCCGUCCCCCUGUCGGUCCCCACUUACCUCCUACCACCCUCCCUCGUCUCCUGUCCAGCGUCACCAUGUCGCUGGAGCUUGACGCCGUUGUGCGCCAGGGUAUCCAGAACUCUCAGCCGGCCGACGGCCAUGCGUCGUACCCAGCGCCAGUGGCCGCGGGCGGGGCGAACCUCGCACCGAAGACCACCGAGCCCACACGCCCGGUAGUGCCACCUCGGCCAGUGGCUGCCCAACACCACGGCCCGACCUCGAUCAAUGAGUACGGCGCGCCCACCUAUGACCCCCGGCUCGCAGGUCCGUACGGCGGGCCCAGCUCGGCCUACGGACCGGCGGCAUAUGGCUACCAUGCCGGCGGCGGGGUUGGCUACUACGGGGCCGGAGCCGGAGCCGGGGGCUUCCCCUACCCGGGCUACUCAUCGGGCGGGUUCAACGGCACCGGUGCCAGUGCAUAUGGCGCCUUGGGCGCCGGGCGCUUUGGCCUCGGCGCCUCGGGACUCGGGCAGUAUGGAUAUGGCUCGGGAACGGCGGCCCUGGCGCCGGGCAAGCCCGGCGACCCGCUGGACCCGAUGCGCCUGGCACACUCGAUGUACUCGGCCGGCGCGCCAACCCUCUCGAGGCUGGAGUCUGUUGUCCGGGCGGCAUGCGGCCUGGCCCAGCUCCUGGACUCAUCGGUGCAUGCCCUGCACACAUCCUUCGGAGCGGCUGUCCAGCUGGCUGCCCAGUUCGGCCUGGCCAGCACCUUCCUGGUGUCGCAGUUUACCUCGCUGCUGGCGGCCGGCCGGUGGGUCCGGCGCCAGCUUUUGCGCCUGGCCGGGAUCGAAGUGCCAGCCGCCCUUGCCGCCGACGCCUGGCCCGGUGGGGAUGUCCUGCCGCGGGAUGCGGCGCGACUGUUCGCCGGGACCGACUCCUCGGCCGACUCCUCGACCAGCUCUUCGGCGGAUGCCCGUUUAUCCCGGGGGAUACUCAUUGCUCUGGCCGUGGGGAUCACGUACUUCGUGGCACAAAUCAUCCGCCAAACGCGCGAGCACAUGGAGGAGCUCCGCCGGCAACAGGCCGCCCGGCUGGCCGGGCCGCCGGCCGGGGAUUCCAGUGCCACAGCCCCGGUCGGGCCGGCCGAAGAGGUGGCUGUGGCCCUUUUUUCCUUCACCGCUGGCAGUGAUGCCGAACUCUCGCUCCAGCCUGGAGAUCGCCUGGCCGUGGUGUCCCGGAGGACGCCAGCUGGACAGCAUUCCGCCUGGUGGCGAGGACACCUCCUGCCCGGGUCUCCGAGCCUGGUGCCGGGGGCCCGAGCCGAAGGGGUGUUCCCUGGCAACCAUGUCCGCCUGGAACGACCCAUCAGCAGCAGCAGCAACAACAGCAGCAGCAGGAACAGUCCUGACGGGUCACCAGUCCAGCAGCCUGAGUAGCAUGAGCAUGUUCAUGUGAAAAAAAGGGGCACGGGCGCCGGCCGCUGGCGCAUGCGCAAGAACAGGUGCACGUUCGCAUUGGUGUAUGUCUGAAUAUGUAUGUGCAUGCGUGUGGCUGUGUGCGUGUGUUGGGUAUUAUAUUGGCAAUGCGAGCGUGUGCGCCCUCCGAGCGGGGCAAGUGCCCGGGGGACAGAGUGGGGGAAAAGGCUACAAGGACAGUGACUGCGCAUAUACAUG
This is a messenger RNA of Fonticula alba, 1659 nucleotides long. RefSeq lists its product as hypothetical. Gene Ontology annotation, cellular component: peroxisomal membrane; peroxisomal importomer complex; peroxisome. Lineage: Eukaryota; Rotosphaerida; Fonticulaceae. The transcript has 4 exons. Gene Ontology annotation, biological process: protein import into peroxisome matrix, docking. Gene Ontology annotation, molecular function: protein binding. The record is from RefSeq and is a predicted model, not a curated record. Bases 82 to 1422 code for a protein of 446 amino acids.